UAUACAUCUCAUGAGCAUGUUUCUUUAAAACAGUAAAUAGGAGCGCAGAAAAAUGGGAAGCUCAACCUCUAAGCCGGCGCGCAAGCUGGGGUUGACAGCAACGACCACGCAGCUUCCGCGCUCGACGGCGGUACGAUCUUCUCGUCCUCCUUCUACGACAGCCGCAGGAGGUGCGACUAUUGCUAAAGGCGCCGGGAAAGCUUCAAUUGCUGCUGUUACAGAGGCUGGAAAAUAUACUACCUCACCGUCUGAGCUGGCAACUGCAGUCUGCACAGCAGAGAAAACGCCGCUAGAAGGCGCUCCUCCCGUGCAAGCGGUGGCGAGCGCAGAACAUGAAAUUGGAAGAGGCAGUCGAGGAGCCCAGCAGCAGCAGGGCUUUGACAUGCACAGCUUGGCUCGAUCGAGGAGUGCUCGCGCAGCGGUACAAGGGCAGGCGAGCGAACAAAAGAACCAGGACAUUCUCGAGGAUGGGCGAGAUCCUCAAUUAAUGCGGAAUCUGGCAUCAUUAGGCCCUGUACAUGUGCCGCGAAAUCGCCUUAACUUCCGUCGAUCGGACCAAAUGCUCGGUAUCCUCGCGGCGCGUCAACGCGAAUCAGCUUUCGAAUAUCCCUUUCCUUCGAGCCCCGCCGCCGCACAACACGCCGUGGCGCCAUCUUCAUCGCCGUUAACAUCGAGUGACCGCAUGUCAACAUCUACGCUUGCCUUGUUGCUGGACGCGCGCAAGGACUGCCGCAGCCGCGCAGAAGUCGAGCGCCUCGCCGUGGAGUUUGACGUGAACAUAGAGCUGCUCGACAAGCUUGCGCGGCGCUUCAACACGCCGAGCUUCGGCGAGUAUGUUGACAAGGAGCAGGGAAAUUCUGUGCAGGCGGGAGAGCAGCGCAGUCCGCGAAGAGUGUAUGCCAUCUGGGAGGAAGCUGAGUUGGUGGAUGCGCCAAAGCAGAUUGGGGCGUGACAUGGAGAAAUCUAUUAUUGUCUGCUGUAUUAUAUCUCCAUGCUCUAUCAUGCGCUAACGACGCC
This is a messenger RNA of Tilletiaria anomala UBC 951, 1017 nucleotides long. RefSeq lists its product as uncharacterized. The coding region runs from base 53 to 952 and encodes 299 amino acids. The transcript has 3 exons. NCBI's taxonomy places the organism in Eukaryota, Fungi, Basidiomycota, Exobasidiomycetes, Georgefischeriales, Tilletiariaceae. The record is from RefSeq and is a predicted model, not a curated record.